AGAUGACAUCUUUACCCAAAUUGGUUACCUUGGGAGCUAUACUUACUGUUCUGACAAUGGCAAGCUGUGCAAUGACUGAUGAAGACAUACCCACUGAAACCUCUCGUAGAGCAUUGUUCUACUCUAAUUCUCCUAGUGACUGAAGAUGGUGAGUUGAUAAUACCUACAGAAGAUGGUGAACACACUCUGGAACUACUGGUAAUUCGGGACAAUGAUGAAGAAGCUGGGAAACCUCUGGCUAUUGAAGUUCUUCGGGUAGCUAUGUAUGUUCUAACUCAAGUAAUAUUGACAGUAAUGGAGCAAUGAUACUAUGACCUACAUCUUCUUAUGAUUGUGAGACUAAAGAUAGGCCUAUCUAUUCGACUUCAAGUACUUCAAAUAUCAGGACAACUUAUAUUGCCCGUGAUUCUGUGUGUAUUUAUAGAAUAACUACGACUCAUUCUUCUAUUGAAAAAGUUGAAAUAGAUAUUGAUGAUUUGACGAAUGCAGCAGUUACAAUUUUCACCGGUCCUGAAGACCAAAACAGUUAUACAUUCCAGAGCACGAUGACAGAAAACGACCAAAAGAACUUCACUCUCAACGCUAACAACGACGUCUACAUCGUCGUCGAGCCUAGCUCCUCUUACAACCUAAUAGACAUCGACUACAAAGCUUAUGAAAUCUCGACCACCACUCCAACCUCCACAUUCCCCACCGGCAGUAGUAGCUCAAGUGAGAGUAGUAGUGUGGGAACGAUAAUUGGGAGUGUAGUGAUAGUGGUGGUUAUAUGUGCAGUGGGUGUAGUGGUUGGGCUUUUGAUUGUGUUUUUGUGAAAGAAGUGAAGGAAGACAAAAUGACAAAUAUUGUAAAAAAAUCACUCCACCCCAAAAUUCCCUACCCAAAACCCUCUCCAACCCCUUCCCCUCCAAAACACCACCCUGCACAACCACCCCACCACCACACCCAACCCCGUCCCCAAAUCUACCUCUCUUCCAACCUCCAAAUCCCCCCUCCCAUCGCAAACACCUCCUACACAAUCCCUGACCCUGACCCUCUAUUCCCUCAUAACUUCACUGAACCCCCUCUGAUCCCAAAUGGAGCCAUGCCUGUUAGAAAGUGAGUUAGGCAUAGAAGAGAUGUGGAUGUUGGCCUUCCUGUUGAAGCUGGAUUUGGAGAUUCAGAUAUAGUUGAAGGGAAUCCUGUUGGACCAGUCAUGAAUGAGAAAGAGUUUUAAGUGAAGUUUUUGAAUCAAGGC
Molecule: messenger RNA, 1234 nt
Organism: Moneuplotes crassus
Lineage: Eukaryota; Ciliophora; Spirotrichea; Euplotida; Euplotidae
Source: the annotation of a GenBank genome assembly